Styela clava is the source of this 1186-nucleotide messenger RNA. RefSeq lists its product as uncharacterized. Lineage: Eukaryota; Metazoa; Chordata; Ascidiacea; Stolidobranchia; Styelidae. The record is from RefSeq and is a predicted model, not a curated record. Gene Ontology annotation, cellular component: membrane.
UAUAUAAAUUACUUAUUAAAUAACAUGUCGUCUUUGUGUGGUGUGAGUUCACCUGCUCAACGGAUUGCAAGUGUGGAAAAGACUGGAAAUCUAAAAUCGGGAAACGGGUGGUACCUGUAGCAAACUUAAUAAUGAUAAUCUACUCCAUAGUCUCCACCAGAUGGCUGGUUACUGCAAAUGAUACAAUUACCCAGGGAUUAUCUAAUUACUGCGGUGUUGGGGACGAAGUCAAUUGUACAGUAACUGAAGGGAAUUGCACAGUUUGCGUGGACCUUGGAAAAAAUAUUGAAUGUGAAAAACUAGAACGAGAAGUUGACGAACUCGUCGUGUUUUGGCUCCUUAUUGUCGCCGCUAUCUUGAGGCUCAUUGUAACAGCUGUCCUAUUGCUUCUAGACUGGAUAUGCAGAAUCAACAGUUGUUGCAUAGAUUGCAAUAACCCCCAUGCUAAAACACUCCUCGUUUUGGAAUUUCUUGCAGAUUUGAUUGACCUAACGGCUGCCAGUAUCUACACGGCAUACAACCAAAGCCGAAAAGUUGACCAACCAGUUCCGGGAGAAAAAUUAUGCGGAAGAUUUGGUGCCGCAUUUAUAGUCUCUUGGCUCCGCGGUGCCCAGGUAGUUUUCAAAGGAUUGUGCCUCUGUUUAUGUGGCAAGGGAGGGGACAAGGAGGAUGAUAGCGGGGGAGAAGGAGAUGGUGGAAAAAGCGCUCAGACAAGCGUAUAAACUAUAAAGAACAAUAAACUGACAUGAGGUUUCCCACAUACAGUUGUAAGAACUACCCCCCUUACUUGGCCAACGAAAACAAAUUUUUAGUGGAAUCAUUCGUUAGCCGCUAUUUUAAGUGCUGCCAUUGAAGCCCCGUGCUUGUCAAAUAUAUCCCCAAAUUACUCAAUAAUUUCAAAUUUGUAAAAUUUUCUUCCUUUUUGCAUUUUUUUUUUCGCAAAGCACAAUUGCUGUGUCAAUUACUGGCGCCACGCUGUUUCAUAUACAAACGUAACAUGUUGUUUGUUUUAUAUGUGGCUUUUAGCAAAACGCUUUUAAAAUUUCGAGUGGUAGGCUAUGUGCAGUGGUGGGAUUCAGUCGGUUUGUACCGGUUCUAUAGAACCGUUUCACGGAAUUUUAUGAGAUUAGCGAACCGGUUAGCAUUACUAAAAAAAACAUGCAACAGAAACGGCCAAAAAAUAUGA